This is a messenger RNA of Guyanagaster necrorhizus, 859 nucleotides long. RefSeq lists its product as uncharacterized. NCBI's taxonomy places the organism in Eukaryota, Fungi, Basidiomycota, Agaricomycetes, Agaricales, Physalacriaceae. The record is from RefSeq and is a predicted model, not a curated record. The coding region runs from base 231 to 587 and encodes 118 amino acids. The transcript has a single exon.
CCCAGAUCGUAGAACCGGACGACAGGACAACGGACGGCAUAACUCCUUAAAAAGUCGACAUUUGGACCUUCGGUUGCCUCGCACGCUGCCAUUUAUUCUGCUUUCUAUGCCAGGCAAUUGAUCAAAGUUAUUCCCCCCAGGUAUUCGAACUUAUCACUGGCCAAAACCUUUUCGAAUACGUGCCUUACCCGGAUCGUGGUCUCGACGCUGCUGCAGGACACUUGUGGCAGAUGAUAUGCUUCACGGGUGAGGAUUUUCAGCCUAAGCAGGUUAAAUGGAGCCAACGGAUGAUUCAAUAUUUCGAGCGAACGACUUGUGUUCUGCCAUCUUUUCUCAGAAGAGAUUUUGCUCUACACCAUUUACAUUCAGGUUAUCUCAAACAAGAUCCGCCUACAUUCUGGAACCCGCUCGAGAAAUCAUUGAGGAACUACAAGGUCGUCGACAAGGAAGAUGUGCUGAUUACAGCAGCCUUCAUGCGGAGAUGUUUGGUUUGGACCCGGAUGAUAGGCCAUCGGCGGAACAACUACUUGAUGAUCCGUUUUGGGAAGAGAAGAGUAUUUGAGAGGAACCUUUACGCUCGUAGGUGAAGGUGCAGCCCUGUUGAAAUUUACUUCUUACAUCUGAAAAUAUCAAAUAUCCUCUCUCUGUGUCUGACCAACGAAGCGCAAUACUUUGGGAUGGGAGGCUCAAGUAUUCAUUCCCUCUGAUGUGUUCAGAGGGCGUACAACACCUCUUGCAUUACUUGCCACUGCUCGCAGCUAAGCCAUCAUGGACGAAGUCGACUUAGGAACAGUGAGCAGAAUAAAAACUCCAUCCUUCCUCAGCCAAAGAUAGAAUGUAAACAUUGACAUGUUUCAUU